Messenger RNA from Xylona heveae TC161, 2766 nucleotides. RefSeq lists its product as hypothetical. Gene Ontology annotation, biological process: vesicle-mediated transport; intracellular protein transport; vesicle fusion with Golgi apparatus. The record is from RefSeq and is a predicted model, not a curated record. Bases 1 to 2766 code for a protein of 921 amino acids. Lineage: Eukaryota; Fungi; Ascomycota; Xylonomycetes; Xylonales; Xylonaceae. The transcript has 6 exons. Gene Ontology annotation, cellular component: cytoplasm; Golgi membrane.
AUGUUCCGUAUACUCGAGUCUCAAGCACCUGCAAAGCAGUCAGCCACUGAAACAAUCAAUGUGUUGAGUAGCAGAUUGGCCAGCGCAUCCUUAUUAGAAGAUCGUCGUGCUGCAAUCCUAGGGCUUAGGAGCUUUGCGAAAGAGUAUCCUGCUUCUGUGGCGUCCGGCGCUUUAAGAGGCCUUAUCAGCAGUCUAAGGAGGGAUAUUGAGGAUGUCGACACAGUUAAAAUUAUAUUGGAGACAUUACUCAUAUUAUUUAGUCCCAAUGAGGCGAGUCCAGAAUCGUCGGACGACAUUGCGCUUUGGCUAGCAGAUGAAUUUACACAGCGACAAGAUAACAUAACGAUCCUCCUGAACUUACUCGAAACUACUGAAUUCUAUAAUCGUCUCUAUACUUUGCAGCUGCUCUCGGCAAUAUUGUCUGCCCGGCCUGAACGAACUCAAGAGAGCAUUUUGGGGGCUCCAUUGGGAAUAUCUCGCCUUGUCUUGACGUUGGACGAUCGCAGAGAAGCAAUCAGGAAUGAGGGAUUGCUACUGCUUGUUGCUCUCACACCUUCAUCAUCGGAGUUGCAAAAACUAAUUGCAUUUGAAAAUACUUUUGAGCGGCUCUUUCACCUUAUCCAUUUGGAGGGCUUGCUAACCCAAGGGGGGAUAAUCGUGCAGGACAGUCUCUCGCUCCUUGCGAAUCUGCUCCGCUUGAAUGGUCCGAAUCAGACUCUCUUCCGUGAAUCGGGCUUCGUGGGGAAGGCAGUCUCGUUAUUGAGCGAGGGUUAUGAUGACAACGUCACUCAAGGCGGGGCUGAAAAUUUAAUGACCUCUCAAAGAGAGAAAAACACGUGGGGUUUACUAGCGACAUUAAGAUUACUUCUUGUGCCUGGAAGUUCCGGCACGAAAGCGAAUCAAUUCGCUUUUUGGCAAGCAGGGCUUUAUUUUCAGAUCCUGCGCUUUGCUUUAGACCGGGGUGUACAGUCUACUGUGAGAUCCGAGGCACUUCUGACCUGCGCCGAUCUUAUCCGAGACAAUUUCCGGCUCCAAGAGGCUUUUGCUCAGUAUGAGGUUACGUCGAUCUUCAAGAUCACGAGUGAAGAACAGGGUCGUGACAAAAACAACCCGAGGAUGUACGUUAUUGAUGCGCUGCUUCAACUCAUCCUUGAAACCUCAUCGUUCAAAAUUUUUGAUGUUCGCUUUGCUGCCUGCGAGUGCAUCAAAUCCUACUUUAAUGGUCACGAUUUAGUUCGACUGCAUUUUCUCAGGAGAGCUAUUGAGGGUCACAAAUCUGGCGGCGACGCUACAGCAAAUGUCUUGUCGACUUUGAUGAAGGACUCUGUGAUCGGCCAGUCCAACGACCCCUACCGCACUUGGUUUGCCUCUGUCCUUUUCUUUCACUUGCUGUUUGAGAACCCUGAAGCAAAGGACUUGGCAUUGAGGGUUACAGAGGGAAAUGAAUCGUGCGGAGAAGAGGUAAUUACUUGCAUACAGGCCAUCACUGGUAAUCUGAUUUCAGGACUUCAGAGGAAUGAGGACGAAAGAGUGAUUGUCGGGUAUUUGAUGGUCCUCUGUGGAUGGAUGUUCGAAGACCGCGAGGCAGUCAAUGAUUUCCUUUGCGAGGGAAGCAGUAUCCAGAGUCUGGUUCAGACGAUCGCCCGUGACGACCAGGAAAGGCCAAUAGCUCAAGGGCUUUGUGCAGCACUGCUAGGCAUCAUUUAUGAAUUUUCCACGAAAGAUUCUCCCAUCCCAAGACGAACAAUACAGUCAACCCUCUUUUCACGGCUUGGGCGAGAAGCAUACGUGCAGAGGCUGAAGAAACUUCGCGAGCACCAGUUUCUUCGUGAUUUUGAAGUCCUGUCUAAGGCAAGCGGCACAAAUUCAAUCAUAGGCCCGCCGGAUGUAUUCUUCGAUCAGACGUUUGUGGACUUUCUGAAGGAUAACUUUAGUCGCCUUAUCCGAGCUCUGGAUCGUGACCCAGGCUUUGAAGUCGUGCUGCUGACAAAUGACGGAAUUCCGAGAGAUCUAGUUGAUUCUCUUCGGGCCGAGUUGGAGAAUAAAAGCCAAGUCUUGAGAAAACUGGAAGUUCAACUGAUUGAGAACGAGCAAAGAUACGUACGAGAAAAAGAAGAGGAGGUGCGAGUUCGGAGCGAGCUGUCCAACGAACUGAAGCGCGUUACUGCUACGAAUCAGCAUAUCCGGAAUGAUUACGAGGAACGUAUCCGUGACCUAGCUGGAAUGUCUCAACGAGCUACUGGGGAGCUUGAAAGGCGGCAUGCUGAAAUUGUGAACGCUCUGGAGGCUCAGAUGAGCACUAAAGAGCAGGAAACUGCUCAGAUCAUCGGAACGGCGCAGCGUGAGUUUGAGGAUGACAUCUCGAGGCUUCGGCAGUCGAUUCGAGAUCUUACAUCAAGAAUUGAGGAAGAGAAAUUGCAUCAUCAUACCGUUUUGGAAGACGAACGUAGAGUGUCAGCGGAGGAGAUCUCUGAAAUCGCAGCUCGUCUUCGUUUGGCUGAUGCUCGCGCCACAGAGGCGGAGCUUCGGGAGCAACAAAGCCAAGAUGCUGCACGAGAGCUACAGGCACAACUUGAUAAAACCGAACAAUUGCUUGCCAAUGAAGUCCAUAUCCGAACAGGAAUUCAGGCAGAAAUCGACGAUUUGCUGAUCGUGCUUGCUGAUUUGGAGGAAAAACGAGCGAAGGAUAAGCAACGGCUCAUAUCACUCGGUGCUGAAAUUUCUGAUAAUGAAGGUGAUAGCAAUGAUAGUGAUAAUAAUACUUAA